This is a messenger RNA of Phlebotomus argentipes, 839 nucleotides long. It is a transcript of the gene H2.0, whose product is annotated as H2.0-like homeobox protein. The transcript is spliced from 3 exons. The record is from RefSeq and is a predicted model, not a curated record. Lineage: Eukaryota; Metazoa; Arthropoda; Insecta; Diptera; Psychodidae. Gene Ontology annotation, molecular function: sequence-specific DNA binding; DNA-binding transcription factor activity, RNA polymerase II-specific. The coding region runs from base 76 to 798 and encodes 240 amino acids. Gene Ontology annotation, biological process: regulation of DNA-templated transcription.
CCGUGCUCUCUUCCCAUUGUCAACUCUUCGCGCGAUCGACAGUGAGGAUCUCUCAGUGAUUGGUGAUCGAAAGCUAUGGACUAUUCAGUCGCAAGGACAUCUUGCAACAGUGACAGUAUGAUCGUGACAAGUGAAUCCGCCAAUCCGGCCAAGAAUGCCCUCAAUUUCAGUGUCGACCGCCUGCUGUCGUGUGACCGCGACUUCAGUGACAAUUCCAAGUGCCAUCCUGACGACGUGUCCAGCCUGGACGACGCCGGGAACAGAGUCAUCCGACCCAUGCCAAUUAGAAUCACGGGCGCGGGACGCGAUCAUCGAGGAAUGCCUUGCGGAGACUCUAGUCCCGUCAUCCCGUCGAUAAUGCGCUUCACACAUCUCUUCACGCCAACCUACAAUCACCACAGAUCCUUCUACGGCCUUCCACCUCCUCAGAAUCCGCCGCUGAGGUCCACAGUCACCGCCAUGGACACUCCCGACGCCUCGACGUCCGCCAGUCCCGCCGCCUCGUCCUCCACGAAGCGGAAGCGCUCCUGGUCGAGGGCUGUCUUCAGCAAUCUUCAGCGAAAAGGCCUGGAGAUCGCGUUCGGCGGCCAGAAGUACAUCACGAAGCCCGACCGACGGAAAUUGGCGGCGCGACUGGGACUCACGGAUGCACAAGUAAAAGUGUGGUUCCAAAAUAGAAGAAUGAAGUGGAGACACACCGGCGAGGAGAAGAAUUGCCCCAGCAAAAGGAGCACAUUUGAUAAAGACGAAGCAUUCGUGGGCGCUGAAGAUGAUGAAAUAGACGUGGUUUCGGACUAAAGUGAAUUGUAUCGCAACUCUUGAGAUCCAUAAAUUCAUUA